AUCGCUUCUUCUCAAAAACCUUCACCUCCUCCCCAUCCAUCCCAUACCCCACAAAAAUGAGGCCCAUUCUCUUACAAGGCCACGAGCGCUCCUUGACGCAGAUCAAGUUCAACCGCGAGGGCGAUCUCUUGUUCUCCUGCUCGAAGGACCAGGUCAUCAACGUCUGGUAUACCUACAACGGCGAGCGGUUAGGCACGUAUGAUGGCCACAACGGCACAGUAUGGACAGUGGACGUGGAUACUGACUCCAAAUACCUUGUCUCUGGCGCGGCCGACAACACCAUGCGGCUAUGGCAGGUUGAGACUGGCAAGUGUCUUUACACCUGGGAGUUCCCAACCGCAGUGAAGCGCGUUGCGUUCAGCCCGGACAACACGCAGGUAGUAUGCAUCACGGAGCAACGUAUGGGCUACCAAUGCGCGAUCCGGGUGUUCAACAUCAAUCGGGAGGAGGGCACGAAGCAAUCGAAAGAGCCUCUCCACAUGUUCAACCCGAUCGGCUCGAAGGCGACCGUCUGCGCCUUCACCAACAUCCCCAACGUGAUCGUCACUGGACACGAGUCUGGCAAGGUCGCGCAGUUCAAUGUGAAGACGGGCGAGGAGAUCGACAACAACGAGCGCGCCCAUGGCGAUACCAUCACCGAUCUGCAGCUCAGCAAGGACCGGACAUACUUCAUCACCAGCAGCAAGGACAAGAGCUCGAGGAUACACGAUACCAAGAGCUUGAUGGUGAUCAAGACCUACACGACAGAGACCCCGCUCAACAGCGCUGCCCUUGCACCAAACAAGCCAUACGUGCUCUUGGGAGGGGGGCAAGAUGCUAUGAGCGUCACGACGACUUCUUUGCGGCAGGGCAAGUUCGAGACGCGGUUCUGGCACAAGGUCUUCGAGGAGGAGGUCGGCCGCGUGAAGGGCCACUUCGGACCUAUCAACACGCUGGCUGUGCACCCUGGCGGCAUCGGAUACGCCUCCGGUGGAGAGGACGGCUUCGUGCGCAUGCACCAUUUCGAUGAGAGUUAUUUCCGCGCAAAGCCAUACGGCGACUACGACAUUGAGGAUUGAUUUAUGUAUUCUGUACAGUAGUGUACCAUGUACAUGCUAGUUGCGCGCUUUGCUAGACCACACUGCAACCACACUGUUUGCCUACGAUGGUUGGGCUGAUCUCGAGCGCGCGUUGGCUGCGGUCGGAAUGAAUUGUGC
Messenger RNA from Schizophyllum commune H4-8, 1196 nucleotides. RefSeq names its product WD40 repeat-like protein. Gene Ontology annotation, biological process: cytoplasmic translational initiation. The record is from RefSeq and is a predicted model, not a curated record. Gene Ontology annotation, molecular function: protein binding; translation initiation factor activity; RNA binding. NCBI's taxonomy places the organism in Eukaryota, Fungi, Basidiomycota, Agaricomycetes, Agaricales, Schizophyllaceae. The coding region runs from base 57 to 1058 and encodes 333 amino acids. Gene Ontology annotation, cellular component: cytoplasm; eukaryotic translation initiation factor 3 complex, eIF3m. The transcript has 8 exons.